Salmo salar (Atlantic salmon) is the source of this 6757-nucleotide messenger RNA. RefSeq lists its product as uncharacterized. The record is from RefSeq and is a predicted model, not a curated record. Gene Ontology annotation, cellular component: nucleus. NCBI's taxonomy places the organism in Eukaryota, Metazoa, Chordata, Actinopteri, Salmoniformes, Salmonidae. Gene Ontology annotation, molecular function: transcription coactivator activity. Gene Ontology annotation, biological process: smooth muscle cell differentiation; positive regulation of transcription by RNA polymerase II.
GCACCAAGGAUCCAGGACGCUUUAGGGUGGACAGAAGAGGUCCAGAGAGAAAGAGUGAGAGAAGGAUAAGGUUAGUUCUAUGAUAAGGAAGGAAGGAACAUCAGAUCCUUUCCUCCCCAAGUUCACCUUUAGAACCCUUUUCCAGGGGAUUAACGAGUCUGGAGAGAGAGAGAGAAACAAUAUGACAAGAAAAGGAACAUGAAAGAAAUCGUCAUUAAACGCACUUGAAGUUAUCUCUUCCUUCUCGCAUCUCUCUCUAAUUUAAUCUUAAACCCACUCCAAGUUCCCCCAAGGGACUUCUCUCUCUGUUUCAAGAGAGACAGAAUCAGAAGAGUCCAUUCCUCCUGAUUCCCACCCAAGUGGGAAUAAAAACAGGAUUCCACUCUUUCUUUCUGUUCCUCCUCUCAUCCCUCGUUCCCCUCCUCCUCUCCGUCAUGACGUUGCUGGCUUCUGAGAGGUCGCUUCUCAUCCGGAACAAAUUCCGCUCAGUCUUGCAGUUGAGGAUUCAGAACCGAAGGCAAAAUGAAAUCGACUCUGGGUUGAAAACUACCUGUUCCUCUCGCAAAGGAGAGAAAGACCAGAGUAAAGCUCUGCGUCUAACUGAUGAUGGCGCCACUCAGAAGUCGCCCCUGUGUGGUCUGAACAUUAAAACUGCACAAGACAGGAGUGUGUGUGGGGCCGGAAGGCAGAAGAAGGCUCGGCUGGCUAACAACCUUGGAGAGAAGGUCCAGCAUCGGCCCGGACCUCUGGACCUCCUGCACAAACACAUACUGCCUCCGGAGAACCGCCCCGUCUCCUUCCCUCUCUCCUCAGAUGUCUUCCAAGAUGACAUCUCUUCCUGCUCUUCCUCCUUGUCUCCCGAGCAACUCGGGGUCCUCCAAUCACCAGACUUCUCCUCGUCGCCGGGGUUCUCAGACGACCAAUCACUGAGUGACCUGUCGCCUGGGGUCUUGCCCCUUACCCACAGUCCCGCCCAUGUUCAGUCUAUCUUGGCGUUGCUCCCAGCAACCGAGGGCAUCAGCCAGCCAAUGAGCAUGACCGUGGGCGACUCCAACUCCAUGGCAACGACCGGGAGACCAAAGGGGAUGUAUCUGACCUCCCAUGCCACGCCCCUGCUGCCAAAGACAGCCCAGUCUCUCACACCUCCCUCCCUGACUUCCUCUCGCCCCCCCCGCCCGCGGAAACCCCGGGAUUCACAGCCCAAGAUGAGGAAACUGAAAUACCACCAGUACAUUCCCCCCGACCAGAGAUGCACGGCCGGGACUGCCGGGGGAGGGGCCAGUCAGAGGAGCCCCACCCCAGCCCAGCUCUUAGACCCCGCCUACUCCAGCCUCCUGCAGCAACAGCAGGUGUUCCUCCAGCUGCAGAUUCUCCAGAACCAACAACAACAGCAGAACCAGCAGCAACAGGACCAGCAGCAACAGCAGCAGCUCACCGUCACACCCAGCGGAGACACCAACCAAAUGGUGAGGUUCUCUGGAGCCAUGCCCCAGGACCCUCAGCCUGUAUCCAAGGCAACAAACCACACCUCUGUGGACACAAGUCCCUCCAACAAGUCUGAGCUCCUCCCACCUAACCUGGUCGACCUCACGGUGUCUGAGUUGCGACAGCAGCUGCGUAAGCGAGGUCUUCCUGUCUCCGGCACCAAGCCCGCCCUCCUCCAGAGGCUCCGCCCCUUCCAGCUGCCCCACCUGUGUUUGACCCCUGUGCCCCUCUGCCAGCUGGGUACCAGCCUGGAACCCCUUACCCCCACCUCCUUGCUCACCCCCAGCCACUACCCCAGCUCCAGCCCCAGCUCUGGAACUGACUCCCCCACCAAUAGCCCUAACCAUCAGGUCUACAUCCAGUCCACUGGAAUUCUGAGCGGGGUUCCAAACGGAAUUGUUAAUGGCAUUCCGAAUGAUAAUACUAAUGGAAUUCCCAAUGGAAUAGGGGUCAGUGUGGUGGGGGAGCAGUGUGGCUUCCUGGCCCCUGCGUUAACCCCAUCGUCAACACCCCACCCCGGUCUCCCCCCAUGCUCCUCUUCGCCACUGUCAACUGGCGCCUCCUGGCGGUCGGAACAGGAGCAGCAGGAGCUGAGCCUGGAGCUGGAGAUGAGGGAGAGGAUGAGGAGCAGGCCCAGGGAGAGGCUAUCUCCUCCUCUGUCUCUAUCCUGUGGGGGUUCCCUCCAUCCCUUCCUGCAACAGGAUCCAGGAUGGCCCAGAGGGACACCAGAGAGGGAAGGACAGACAGAGAUCCUGUUCACACAGGUGUUCUGCUGCCAGCCGUGGGACGUGAUUGGCCAGGACUUUGAGCUGCCCAUGCAGAUCACAGCCAGUCCCAUUCAAGUCCCACCCAGCGUCCGCAGUCUGGAGGAGGAGCUGCAGGAGGCCAUUAACAGAGUACUGAUGGACCCCAGUCAGUCAAUAGAGGACAUUCUGGAGGAACCUACCAUCUGUGUGGACUCCCACUCCUCUGUCUCAGGCCUCCAAUCCCCUGUCACUAUCCUCCCUGGCCCCUCCCCUCCUCCCCAAACAGACCAAUCCCAGCCGUUCCGUUGUCAUUCAAAGGAUGACAACUUCCUGUCCUCUCCUCUCUGCUCCUCCCUCCUACUGGAGCACCCGCCGUCGCCUUUGACGAUGGUUCCCCGCCAAGCCGCCCCACCCCCUCUCCCUCCCUCCAUCUGUACUUCUCCCCUGCCUCCCACUGUGACCUCACGGAAGAGGCGGGCUCAGGCAACCUUUGACCCUGCUGAUUGGUUGGAGUCGCUAGCCUCUGGACUCCGCCCUCUCAGUCCUCCAUCUGCCCCAUUCGUUGAGACCGACUUUGGCCUCAAUUCGGAUCUGAACGUCAACCGAGCGUUGGAUCUCAUGGUGGAGCAGUGGUGAAGGUCUUAGGUGGACUGAGUGUCUGUGUGUUUGUUUGUAUGUGUGUGUGUGUGUGUGUGUGUGUGUGUGUGUGUGUGUGUGUGUGUGUGUGUGUGUGUGUGUGUGUGUUAGUCGGACUUCAACAUACACCUCCCAAACAAUGGGAACAGCUUUGUGAAUGUCCAUCCAUCCAUCAAUCCAUCUGUCUAUCCAUCCAUCCCCUCUGUCCACUUUGUGAGUGAGUAGUCUGUUUGAGAGAGGUGACUGCAGGUCUGUACCCCACGCAAUGUCGAGAGACAGAUGCUACUGCAUUGGAAGAGAUGAAAAAGACUGCUUUGCAUUGGUGGAACAAUAACUGGCAGAGGGAAUCACACACACACAUACACACACACACACACACACACACACACACACACACACACACACACACACACACACACACACACACACACACACACACACACACACACACACACACACACACACACACACACACACACACACACACACACAAACCUUAGGUCCUGUUAAAUAAAUGUUUUUCAAAUACAACAAAUGAACAAUGCAUAUUUGGAGUCACACACAAUCCAACACAUUGUUUACAGUGGGAAGCAAAGAAACCCAGUUGAACAGGGCCCCUACUGUUCCCCCAGCCACAGUCACUGAGUCCUAGUCAUUCAUAAAGGCCAUUAAAGCCCGACUGGGCAGACAGACAGGGAACACAGCUUGUCCAUGUCUCCAGACCUUUCCUCUAGUGCCAGACACACAGUCGGCAUGUGGAGAGAGAGAGCUGGCAGACACCACACAACCCUUACAGGGAAGUGUAUGUGUGUCUCUGUGUGUAUGUGUGUGUGUGUGUGUGUUUGUGCACGCCUGGCUGCUUCUGUUUGUGUCGGUGUGUGUGUGUGUGUGUUAAUACACACACACACACACACACACACACACACACACACACACACACACACACACACACACACACACACACCCUCAUUGUAUAUUUAUCUGAAUUGUUGCAACUAUACUUGUAGCUCCUUGUUUGUGUAGACUAAGUGUGGAAUGUCUCUGAGUAUUGAUUUUGUACGGUUGAUCUGUGUGAGAGAGAGAGAGAGAGAGAGAGAGAGAGAGAGAGAGAGAGAGAGAGAGAGAGAGAGGGAGAGAAAGAUAGAGAGAGAGAAUAGAGACUGCUUCCACAUUUUGUGCCUAUUUUAAUUGUGGUCUCAACACUAGUCUGUUGCUGCAAUAUAUAACACUGUGAGGGGGUCACUAAAACCUAAUGAACCAUGUUCAAUUCAUUGCUUGUCUUUUUUUCUCUAAGAGAAAAAAACUGGUAAACAUCCUAUUAAGCCAAGAGAUAAAUAGCAAUCACUCUGAGAGGCUUCAGCGCCUGCUACACGACCAUAUUACCAGAGUGUAUGUUCUCAUCAGUGUAUGAGAACAUGUGGUCACUGGUUUAUGAGGACCUCCCACAGUGUUUGGAGGAAACAGCUUGGUGCUCUACACACUGUAAGGGACACAGACACUGUUUACACCUGUUGUUAUGGAGAUAAAAAGGUCAAAUAAAGGUUAUGCGCAGGAUAACAAUGUCAAUUCAUUUCAUGAAACAAUUUCAUGAUUAUAGCUUAGAUUUUUUUCGGUGCUUUAUCCCAUACUGUAAAAACAGGUAGAAUUUGGAAAUAAAUCUGUCCCAAAGAGAGGCUGUUCUGAUUGCAGGAAGUGACACAGGUGUUCCCUGAGACCACAAUCUCUCUCUUGGCCAGUUCCAAAUGGACCCCUAGCCCCUACCCCCUAGGCACUUGAGGAGGAUAGAACUGGAUAGAUAUAGCUCCACCAUUCCCCCGAUAGGCUAUGUGGAACUUUCCCCAUAUCACUCACAGCUAUCCAGCCUACAAGAAGUUGUGCCCUGGUACGAGGGGCUAGAGGCUAGGGGUUCGUAUGGGAUUGGCCAUAUUCAUUUUAAAUGACCACCAGGGGUGUCCCAUCAGUAAAGAGCUGAGGAGGUGAAUACUGUACUUCUCCCUAACAUGGAUCAUGAUGAAGUUGUCUGUGUUUCCGUGCUAUCAGUGAUUGACAAGGCAGUCCAAGGGCUUUUUCUCAGGGUCAGAACGUUCAGUAUUUACAGAGCAGAUAUUAUUCUCUAUUCCACAUGAUGUUCUACCAGAUCCAAUGGUUCUAAGGUCAUGACAGACUUAAUUCAGCUGUUGUGAUUCCGAUUAGUUGUAUGGCCUGUCAAUUAGUGAAGUAUGCGAGCACUGAUCAUGGCCUGGUCUGAUAUCAACCCACAGCCUCUGUUAGCAGUAUGGCAACGGCUCCACCUAGUCUUCCAAUAGGCUUAGGGGAACUUCUGCCAUAUUUCUUCUGCCUAUCUGGUUCAUGUAGAUUAGGAAACCAAAGGGGUGUAGGGGCUAGGGGUUGUUUUUGGACCAGGCCGGUGUUAUGUUCAUUGGGAGAAUACAACACAUAGUGUGCUUUCCUAACCUCCUAGCUGACUCGACACCCUUCUUAAAGACCAUUGUGUGAACAACAAACUGUGAUCUUACUAAUGUUCCCCAGAGACAUAUUUAUUUAUAUCCAUAUGGCUCUGAUGUUCCCCACCCAGUCUCUGAAUAAUAACCACUGCGCUAAGUGCAAUAUGGUGUAUGUGAAGGGCACAGCAAUUGGGAAAUACCAGGCCCCCAUAUCUCUGUCUUGUCGUUACUCUAAACAAAUUGGUGUAAUGGGUCCUCACUCAAAAAGAUGUUGCUUAGUUCAUUUUACGGUUUUCACUGCAUCAGGGAUAGCAUACAUAGAUGUUUCAGCUUCACAGCCUUUCUUCAGUGUGUAGGUACAAAUGUAUUUGAAUUCAAAACAGCAUUUGUAGGUAACAACAGAUUAGCAGCAGGUGCUUCUAAGCAGAGUUACCAAUCAUCUGCCAAGCUUUCAUGUUGAAGCAUUUCACGAGCAGCUUUCAUCGUAGAACUGUAGAAAACCAUGUUGAAUGGUGACAAUGGGACAGACUGACGACCGUGAUAAUCACUGUGGUCAAAGACGUUCUCUGUCUGCUGCACUUAGGAUGACGAGAGAGAGAAACGCGGGAGAGUAACAUGCUACCUCUUGUGGAUGGUGAUGCUUUAGGCCUACUGUACUCUGUCUGGUCCUGGACAACCACUGUGUAUGCUGGUUUUCAUCUGAACCAGUCUCUUCCCCUAAAUCUGUGCUGAUAUCACCUGACUUAUGUUAGGAGUGUAUCACUUUCAGAGUCAGUGGAGAGGUUGGUGGGGAGAACUGUCUAUGCUAGGUUAUUCCAGGGAAAGCAACAGGAGACUAGGUGAAGCUAUGCUGCAAAUGCCUGAUCCUUCCGUCUGUCUGUCUGUCUGUCUGUCUGUCUGUCUGUCUGUCUGUCUGUCUGUCUGUCUGUCUGUCUGUCUGUCUGUCUGUCUGUCUGUCUGUCUGUCUGUCUGUCUGUCUGUCUGUCUGUCUGUCUGUCUGUCUGUCUGUCUGUCUGUCUGUCUGUCUGUCUGUCUGUCUGUCUGUGUUGUGAAGGUAUUUCUUUCCCCCUUUAGGCUUUCUGUAGCCUGAAUGAGACAAAGAGGGAUUAGACUGAGAUGUUGUCAUAAUCGAGAUCAGAAAGUAUCGGAGCCAACUGUUGCCAUUGUUUCGGUCAGCUCCAUCCAUUGGGAGUUCAACUUGGCUUCCACCGCCGAUAUACUUCCUGGAUAAUCUUCAGAUUGAUAACAUCACUGUCUAAUCUUUCUUCAUCUCAUUCUAGUACUGUAACCAGAAAGUGUCGGGUUGACCCAAUGGUAAAAAUACAAUCAGUAUUUCAUUUGAUUUAUUUAUUAUGUAACUUAUUCAGGCAAAAUGUUAUCAAUGCGUGUUGAAAUUGUAUUGUAAAAAAACAUUAAGAAAUUAAAAGUCUUAAUAGAUUUCCCAUC